GUGUUAACGCCAUCUAUCGGCGUAUCAGCGCACAUAAUACGUCUGAAGUUGUAUACGAGCAAGGAGCCGGGAGGGGAGCGCGGGGCGGCCCGCGUCAACUUCACUCGAUUACCAGCAAGAAAACACGAACGAACAACGGUUGUAAAUUAAUCUGAAAAGUAAUCGAAAUACACGAAUUAUUUCUUCAAUCAGCGUUAUUCAUUCAAUUAAACGUCGAAACAUUGGUCCUACGAGUCGGACGGAGCCUUGGACUCAAGAUAUUGCACGGAAGUCGUUGCCCGGCGCGUAUCCUGAAACUGAAGCCAAAGACGAGGAACCAGGCCAAGACACAUCAAUCGGAUCAACGGUCAGGUGUUAUCCUUCCUUUUCACGUCCCAUCCUAAUCGAUUAGUGCUGAAACAGUGUUAUUUUUCAAAAUUCCAGCCGUUUGUGGUGUUCGUGACAACUGCAACGUCACAGCCUACUGUGCGCCGUAAGCGAAUAAGGUGAUCCUGCAAAAAACCGUACGUACUCUUUGCUUUCUAAUUUCUUCCCAUAAUGAGCGAUGAGGAAUAUGUUUCUGCAAAUUCUAAGCUUAGAAUUCCUAAAACAUCUUCUAGGGAGGGUAGUCGGUCAGCCUCCAAAGAACGUUCUACUUCUUUAAAAACAUCCGUUACAGACCUAAAAAGGCAAAGAGGAGUACUCAAAGCUCGAUUAACGUCAUUCGAUAAAUAUAUUUCAAAAUUACAAAAUAUCGAUUUGACAAAGCCUCAAUUAAUUGAAUUAAAAUUAAGAAUUUCUCAAUUGGAGUCUGUAUUUGAUGAAUUUAAUGCAUUACAAAGUAAAAUAGAGGAAAUCUCUGAUGAAAAUGAUCUUGUAAGUCUUAUUGAAUAUCGAGAAAGUUUUGAGGAACAGUAUUACGGGUGUAUUUCUCUUGCUAAAUCGAUUUUGGAAGACAAUAGUGAUGAUAUUGUUACGAAUAGCGGUAAUUUAUGCAAAAAAGGUCAGUCGAUGCAAAUUAAAUUACCUGAUAUUAAAUUACCCACCUUUGACGGUUCUUAUGACAACUGGCUAGAAUUCAAAAAUUCCUAUUGUACUAUGAUUCAUUGCCGUACCGAUUUAGAUGCGAUUCAAAAGUUCCAUUAUUUGCGGUCAUCGCUUAGCGGUAGUGCACUUCAGGUCAUAGGCGCAUUGGAAUUAACAGAUGCAAAUUAUGUUCAUGCGUGGGAACUAUUAGUCAAUAGAUUCCAAAACGAUCGUCUUUUGAUACACAACCAUGUAAAGUCGUUGUUUUCUUUGCCAAAUAUGAAUAGGGAAUCACCUUUACUUAUUAGAAAACUAAUUGACACUAUUUUGCGUAAUUUACGUGCCCUAGAAUCAUUAGGAGAACCCACCAAGUCAUGGGACACUCUGAUUAUGUAUUUAAUCGUAUGUAAACUCGAUUCAUCCACUGAACGUGAGUGGGAGAAUCACAAGGGCGCGUUAAUUACAAAUAGUUCUAACCGUAAGUUGAAACUGGACGAUUUGCUGACCUUUCUCAAGAACCGAGCUGAUUUAUUAGAAAUGAUAAACGUGAAUAAUAAUAAUAGCAAUUCUAAUAACAGCAACUUUAAUAAAUUCAAUAAUAGUAAUAAACAGUCUCAAAAUGUGAAAUCUCCAGCAGUGCAAGCACAUAGUUAUAGUUAUGUGGCUGCGAAAUCGGAAAACAAUAAAUCAGCUAAACGUAAUCGUGUUUGUGUAUUAUGUCGUGGGAAUCACGCGUUAUACAUAUGUAGUAUGUUUUUAAAUUUGUCUGUUGAGGAUCGACAUAAAUUAGUCAAUGAUAACAACCUUUGUCCCAAUUGUUUACGUCCAGGUCACUUGAUUAAAGACUGUUUUUUCGGCCCUUGUCAGCAAUGUAAACAAAAACAUAACAGCUUACUACAUAAAGAUUCCCUCAACUGUGUUAAUACGUCAUCACAUAAUGCAUCCAGUACGUCACAAUUAAAAUCAACUGUAUUGCAUUCAUCAUUGAAUCAAACACAAAAUACACCUCUGCCGGUGUUGACGCGACCAGUUCUAUUAUCUACAGCGCUAAUCGAAGUACUGGACGAUAAUAAUAAGCGACACACGGCACGAGCGCUCCUAGAUAACGGGAGCCAACAUUGUUUCGUUUCGGAAACAUUUUGUAAACGAAUUAAGUAUACGAAGUUUUUACAGUCCACUGUUCGAAUAUCAGGUGUGGGACAAUCGGUGUCACACUCUAAUAAAUUAUGCGAUUUGAUUAUUCACUCAAAGUUAAACGAUUUUUCUACGAGCGUUCAAUGUUUUGUUUUACCGCGUAUCACGUCAUUCUUACCGCCCGUGAGUAUCGAUGUUGAGACUAUACGAAUUCCAAACAACAUCGAGCUCGCUGAUCCUACUUAUUAUCUACCUUCGGAAGUCGAUUUAUUAAUAGGUGCGGACUUAUUUUGGGAAAUUUUAAACGAUAAUAAAAUACGAUUAAAAAGUGGUCCGUACCUUCAAGAUACGAAAUUGGGCUGGUUGAUUUCCGGACCAAUUUAUACGAAUAAAAUGCGUUGUAAACAAAACAUUCAAUGCAAUUUUACACAAACUAUCGAUUUACAAUUACGUCAAUUUUGGGAAUUGGAGGAUAGUGGCCCUCGCGAAAAUAUACUUACCUGUGAUGAACGUAAAUGCGAGGAAAUAUUUAAAAAUACGACAAAACGGGAAAUAGAUGGUAGGUUUUCAGUUCGAAUACCUCUAAAGGAGUCAGCUGAUUUGUUGGGUGACUCAUAUUCGGUUGCCUAUAAACGAUUUCUCUCUUUAGAACGGAAGUUAGAACGUAUGCCUCAAUAUAAACGUAUGUAUGCGGAUUUUAUACGAGAAUAUAGGGAUUUAGGUCACAUGACAAAAAUAAACGAGUACAGUGAUCCACACUAUUUUUUACCGCAUCACGGCGUAUUUCGCGAGAGUAGUACUACAACUAAAUUAAGGGUAGUAUUUGACGCCAGCUGCGCCACUACCUCUGAUAAAUCCUUAAACGAUUUACAGUUUAUCGGACCUAGGCUUCAAAACGAUAUUUUCUCGAUUUUAUUACGCUUUAGGCAAUAUUAUUGGGUAGCAAGCGCGGACGUCGAGAAGAUGUUUCGACAGACGCUCAUUCAUGAAGACCAGCGUAAUUUACAGCUUAUACUUUGGAGAGAAAGCUCUUCGGAUCCGAUAGACGUGUAUAGGUUAAAUACCGUGACGUAUGGCACUGCGUCAGCGCCGUACCUUAGUAUGCGAUGCCUACAACAGGUAGCACAGGAAUGCGACGAUGAAAAAAUAUCGCGCAUUAUCAAAGAGGACUUUUACGUUGAUGAUCUAAUUACAGGAUGCGAUGAUCCUGCUGAAUUGAUAAAUAUUUGCGAAAAAAUAUCACAAAUUUUAAGGCAAUAUUGUUACCCAUUACGUAAAUGGACAUUUAACUGUGACGUAACCUCGACAAACUCGUCAAAAGAGUUGGCAAUAGGCGAGCAUACACAAACAAAAACACUCGGUUUAGGAUGGCAUAAUAAAAAUGACCUACUUCAUUUUACGUCCGAGUUAGGUAAGAACUGCGAUAACACUCAAUUAACUAAACGAAAGAUGUUGUCAUAAUUUCUAAGAUCAUUUUACAAAAGCUGUGGCUAUGUAAAAUCGACUGGGAUGACCUAGUACCGAGUGACGUCACAGAAAAAUUCCAUAAAUUCAUAGAUUCGAUUCAAAAACAUUUACACGACAUUAAAAUUCCACGAUGUGUUAGGGCAGCUCACACUCAUCGUACGGAACUACAUAUUUUUUCAGACGCAUCACAAGAUGCAUACGGCGCUUGUGCAUAUAUUCGUACAAUAGAUGAGAAUUCAGUAGUCUCGCUUAAUCUACUAUGUGCAAAAAGUAAGGUUGCUCCCUUGAAAACGAUCAGUAUCCCAAAAUUAGAACUUUGUGGUGCUUUAAUUGGUGCGAGAUUGUACAAAAAGAUUGUUGAGUCACUUAGAUUAAAAUUCGAUUCUGUUUGCUUUUGGACGGACUCAACAAUCGUGAUGGGGUGGUUACGUAUGUCUCCACAUUUAUUAAAAACUUUUGUACAAAAUCGAAUAACAGAAGUAAACGAGUUGACAGGCGAUUCACUGUGGUUGCAUAUAGACGGCGAUAAAAACCCAGCCGAUCUAGUGUCAAGGGGCCUUUACAUCGAUGCACUAAAGAACAAUAACCUGUGGUGGCACGGGCCUACCUUUUUACAUUGUGCAGACUGGUCAAGGGAUACUCAAGCGAUACCUAUCCGUGAAGAUCUACCAGAGUUAAAACUUAAAAUAGUUAGUGCAGUUUGUACAAAUGCAGAUAGCUUAUUCGACUUCAAAAGGUUUUCACAGUUUAAUAGAUUGAAGCGGACUGGAGCGUACCUACUGAGGUUCAUUCACAAUACACGCAAUAAGCAGGCGCGACGCACCGGUCCCUUAUCAGUCGCCGAGUUACACGAUGCAGAAAUUGUUGUGACACGCUGCGCGCAAGCCCAGAUGUUUCCGACUGUAUACAACAACUUAUUAAACGAAAUACCACUAACAAAAUGUAAAGAAGCGAAUGGUAUUUUAAGUUUAAAUGUAUUUCUUGACGAUAAUAAAUUAAUUCGUGUGGGAGGUAGGUUAUGCGAUUCGUCCAGGUUUAAUUAUGAUAAACGGCAUCCUGCAUUGUUGUGUAGCAAACAUCAUUUUACCGGUCUUUUAUUUAAAUACUAUCAUAAACAUUUAUUACACGCUGGACCCCAGCACCUAUUGUGCACUAUACGCGAAAGUUGGUGGCCGCUUUCUGGUAGGAAUCUCGCUAGAAAAAUAGUGCAUGAAUGCGUAAGGUGUUCACGCCUGAAAGGAAAAACUUUAACUCCAAUAAUGGGUAAUUUACCUAAAGAACGUUUAGAGGCAGGUUUUCCUUUUAUGUACACUGGCGUAGAUUACGCGGGACCAGUUUUCAUAUUGAACCGCAAAGGUCGGGGGUCAAAAUUAAUAAAGGCUUACAUUUGUUUAUUCGUUUGUUUUACAACUAGAUGCAUUCAUUUAGAAUUAGUAAGUGGCUUAUCCACUAAUGAUUAUAUUUUAGCGUUAAAGAGAUUUAUUUCAAGACGCGGAAAACCCGCAGAAAUACACUCUGACAACGGAAAAAAUUUCGUUGGAGCAGAAAAAGAGUUUCCAUUAUUAAUUCAAGAUAAUAUCGAUAAAAUUAUAGAUUUUACUGCCAACGAUGGCAUAAAAUUUAAACAUAUUCCAGUAUACGCUGCUCAUUUUGGGGGACUUUGGGAGGCAGGAGUUCGAUCAUGCAAGCAUCAUCUUAGACGUAUAGUAGGCAAUGCUCACCUAACAUAUGAGGAAUUUAGCACUGUUUUAGUACUAAUUGAAGCCAUCCUGAAUUCCCGUCCUCUAUCAGCUAUGUCUACAGAUCCUUCCGACCUCUUACCCUUAACUCCUGCCCACUUUCUCAUCGGCCGACCGUUGACCGCUCCAGCCUGCGAAGACAUCACCGAGGUGCCGAGCAGUCGCCUGGCACGCUACGACCGAGUCGAGCAACUACGGCAACAUUUCUGGAGGCGCUGGUCGACAGAAUACGUGGCGGAGCUUCAAC
Ostrinia furnacalis (Asian corn borer) is the source of this 5592-nucleotide messenger RNA. RefSeq lists its product as uncharacterized. The transcript has 2 exons. Lineage: Eukaryota; Metazoa; Arthropoda; Insecta; Lepidoptera; Crambidae. The record is from RefSeq and is a predicted model, not a curated record. Bases 538 to 3600 code for a protein of 1020 amino acids.